Molecule: messenger RNA, 2649 nt
Organism: Myotis lucifugus (little brown bat)
Lineage: Eukaryota; Metazoa; Chordata; Mammalia; Chiroptera; Vespertilionidae
Gene: TAP2
Product: transporter 2, ATP binding cassette subfamily B member
Exons: 11
Coding region: 62-2140 (692 amino acids)
Biological process (GO): transmembrane transport; antigen processing and presentation of endogenous peptide antigen via MHC class I
Cellular component (GO): endoplasmic reticulum membrane; TAP complex
Molecular function (GO): ATP binding; ABC-type oligopeptide transporter activity; ATP hydrolysis activity
Source: RefSeq, a predicted model, not a curated record
GGUUUCGAGCUCAGCGUCAGCAUCUCACCGGGAGACCUCCGGAGCUGCAGGCCGGCACACCAUGGGGCUCCCCGACCUGAGGCCCUGGGCCUCCCUGCUGCUGGCGGACUGGGCUCUGCUCCGGCUGCUCCAGGGCACCCUGGACGCUCUGCUCCCCGGGGGGCUUCUGGGCCAGUGGCUGGAGGGGACCCUGCGGCUUGGAGGGCUGUGGUGUCUGCUGAAGCUGGGGGGACUGCUGGCACCGGCGGGGACACUGCUGCCCGCGCUCUGCCUGGCGCCCCCUCUGUUCCUCUCCCUGAGGGCGCUGAGCCCAGGGGCCUUGAGCGCGCCCCCAGCCAGCGUGGCUGCAGCCCCGUGGAGCUGGCUGCUGGCGGGGUACGGGGCUGCGGCGCUCAGCUGGGCGGUGUGGGCAGUGCUCAGCCCCCCCGGAGCUCCGGAGAGGGAGCAGGGCCAGGGGAAAAGCCAAGCCCUGAUGUGGCGGCUGCUGAAGCUCUCUAGGCCGGACCUGCCCUUCCUCGCCGCUGCCUUCUUCUUCCUCGUGGUGGCCGUGCUGGGGGAGAUGUUAAUCCCGUAUUACUCUGGCCGUGUGAUCGACAUCCUGGGAGGCGAUUUUGACCCCGAAGCCUUCGCCAGCGCCAUCUUUUUCAUGUGUCUUUUCUCCUUUGGGAGCUCGCUGUCCGCAGGCUGCCGAGGAGGCUGCUUCCUCUUCACCAUGUCCAGGAUCAACUUGCGGAUCCGGGAGCAGCUCUUCUCCUCCCUUCUGCACCAGGACCUGAGUUUCUUCCAGGAGACUAAGACAGGGGAGCUGAACUCGCGGCUGAACUCGGACACCAAACUAAUGAGUUCCUGGCUUCCUCUUAAUGCCAACGUGCUCCUGCGGAGCCUGGUGAAAGUGGUGGGACUGUACAGCUUCAUGCUCAACCUGUCGCCUCGACUCACCCUCCUGUCUCUGUUCGAGGUGCCUCUCACCAUAGCUGCUGAAAAGGUGUACAAUGGCCGCCAUCAGGCGGUGCUUCUGGAGAUCCAGGACGCGGUGGCGCAGGCCGGGCAGGUGGUGCGGGAGGCAGUUGGAGGGCUGAAGACCGUGCGCAGUUUUGGGGCCGAGGAGCACGAGGCCUGUCGCUACGAGGAGGCCCUGGAACGGUGCCGGAAGCUGUGGUGGCAACGAGACCUGGAAAGGGCCCUCUAUCUGCUCUUCCGGAGGAUGCUGCACUUGGCGAUGCAGGUGCUGAUGCUGAACUGCGGGCUGCGGCAGAUCCUGGCCGGGGACCUCACGCGGGGCGGGCUGCUCUCCUUUCUGCUCUUCCAGGAGGACUUGGGCCACCACGUGCAGGUGCGUCAGCAGCCGCGCAUGCUCUCUCCGUCCCUCUGUUUUUCUCUCUGGCCUCUGGGCCUUGGGAUUUAUUGGUUCUCCUUAAAAACACAAGACAAAACUAAAUCCCAGCUGAUUGCGCGUUUCACGCUGCGCCCGGGCCAGAUGACGGCGCUGGUGGGGCCCAAUGGCUCUGGGAAGAGCACCGUGGCGGCCCUGCUGCAGAACCUGUACCAGCCCACGGCCGGGACGCUGCUGCUGGACGGGAAGCCCCUCGCCCAGUACGAGCACCGCUACCUGCACCGGCAGGUGGCUGUGGUCGGGCAGGAGCCGGUGCUGUUCUCGGGCUCCGUGAGGGACAACAUCGCGUACGGGCUGCAGCGCUGCAGCGAGGAGGAGGUGAUGGCGGCUGCCCGGGCGGCCCAGGCGGACGAAUUCAUAAAGGAAAUGGCGCACGGACUACAUACAGACGUAGGGGAGAAGGGGAACCUGCUGGCCGUGGGGCAGAAACAGCGUCUGGCCAUUGCCCGGGCCCUCGUGCGGGACCCUCGCGUGCUCAUCCUGGACGAGGCCACCAGCGCCCUGGACGUGCAGUGCGAACAGGCGCUGCAGGACUGGCGCUGCCGCAGGGACCGCACGGUGCUGGUGAUCGCUCACAGGCUGCAGACGGUGCAGCGCGCCGACCAGGUGCUGGUGCUGCGGCAGGGGCAGCUGCUGGAGCGCGAGCAGCUCCGGGCCGGCCAGGACCUCUAUUCCCGCCUGGCGCAGCAGCUGGAGGGCUGGGAGGGCUUGGAGGGCGUGGAGGGCUUGGAGGAUUUGGAGGACUGAGGCCCGGCACUGGCCCCCCAUGGCCGCCUUCGGAGGAGCAGCGCGCUCUGAGCCUCCUGGGCUGCACCUCCCGGCGGCCUCGGUGGCUUCGUGAUGCAGGUUUGGACCACGCGUGCCUUUGUUUGCUGAGCGGGCUGCUGUCUGUGCCCAGCGACCUUAUUUCCGCGAAGAGCAGCGCAGUGCCUGGUGCUGAGCCGUGUACUGUGCAGAAUAAAUGUAUUUUAAAAUACUUUUCUUGUGCUGUAAGCAGCACACACUCACAUGGAGAAGUAGGUCUGACCUCUGUUUCCCUUCCCAGAGGUGACCACAGCUACUUUUUUGCCGGCUAUCCUGCUGGUCUUUUAUCUGCUCUUUGAGAGCUACAGUAGCCAAAUGGACAUAGAUUUUCACGAGGUUGCCCCUCUGUAUCCUUCCCCAUUCCCACCAGCGUCUGAUGUUUUGGGAGCCAGGGUAGGGAGGGGCAGAGCUCAGUUCCAUAAUUAACAAUGUUAAUAAAAAAUUGAUGAUAA